AUGAUCACUUCUUUUUCUUUGCUCUUUUUGUUGCUUGCUGCCACAGAUGUUCUAGCUUUUCUAAAUUUUAUCAUCGAGAAUGCCAGCCCUCUUCCGGAAAAUGCUUCCGCUACACUGGUUGCCAUUAUCACUGUGUCCGUCUCACAUCAUGCUUCUCUGGUUGGAGAUCCUGUUAUUAUUAAUGCAAAUCCCACAGUCCAUCCAUUUGUGCUCUCUCGUAGAACCACACAUGUGUGGGAGCUAUUCACCAGUGGAGUACCCAAGCUGGACUUUGAGAUGGUGACUUUCUACUCCCUGAUAAUCUAUGCCAAAGACAACCAAGGGACAACAGCAUCACAGACCAUUUUAAUCCAGAUUGCAGAUGUGAAUGAGCCCCCUGCUUUCACUGGAUCCCUUGCACAGGGAAACCAAGUUACUGAGAUUUAUAUCCUAGAAGACACUGCCCUGGGCACAGUCAUUUACAGAGCAGCAGCCAAGGACCCGGAGGACACUGUUUUGGAGUACUUCAUUUCCCCAGAGAGCUCUGGCUUCACAAUCGACAGCAUUGGAACAAUUUCUACAGCAGCAGUUUUUGAUUCUGAGAGUGAGACCAGAAGUUUUUCACUAGUUAUUAAAGUGGUUGAUCCUGGAGGACUUUUUAAUGCUGGAAAUCUAAAGAUUUUCCUCAUCAAUGUCAACAAUAAGGACCCCAUUCUAAGCUGCAGUUUAUUCAAUAUUGAAAAUGCUGUCCUGAGUGUUACACAUAUAAACUCAACUCUGCACAAUGAAGUCAACAUCACACUGGAUGAAGAAAUUCCAACUGGGAAAACGGUUGGAGUGUGCCAGGCCACUGAUGAAGAUAACCUGGGAUACCUAACCUUUUAACUAGAUCCAGGGAAUGUUUACUUUACAAUUGACAAAGAGCAUGGGACUGUGGUUGUUACUGCCACCCGCCUUGACGUGGAGAGAGCUGGGUUUGUAAGCGUUCAGUCCUUCUCCAUUAAGGCUUGUGACCUCGACCAGCUGUGUGCAGCAAUCCCAGUGACUGUCUAUAUCCGUGGCAUUAAUGACAACUCACCUUUCUGUGAUCAGUAUCUGAUUCGGUAUACAAGCAAAGAGGUAAUUUCAAAAGACACAGUAGUUGCAAAACUCUUGUGUCAUGACCUCAAUGAGCCUCCUGAUAUGCUCCAUUUUUUUCACACCUUGGGGUCAAUUGGUUCUGGACAACUCUUUGAGCAAGUGCCAGGUGCUGAAAAUCCCAUCCAGGUCACCAAAGAGUUGGAUUAUGAAAAUCCAGAGAUGGUUGCAGCUGGACAUAUCUAUGAAAUGAUGAUUUCAGUAUUUGAUGUCCUACAUCCCUCCCAUACAGCAACCGUGACGGUCAUUGUGGAAGUUGUUCCUGCCAAUGAUUUCAGGCCUGUAUUUAAACAUGCUCACUACACAUUCUCUGUUCCAGAAACGUCAGAAGCUUUCUACAAAGUUGGAAGAGUGAUUGCCAUUGAUGACCACCAGCCACCAAACUGUGUGACUUACAAAAUAACCAAUGGAGACAUCCAGGUUAUACAAAGAUUCUGGAUUCACCCUCUCUCUGGAAUGACUGAACUCACCACACAGCCAAACUAUGAGUCUGUGAAGCAAUAUAACCUCACUGUGGAAGCUGUGGACUGUGACAGAUUUGAGGCGCGUACAGUGAUGACCACGGUCACUGUCAACAUCGGAGAUGAAAAUGAUGAGGCACCUGUCUGCAUGCCCUCUCUCUACAAGGCAGUCAUUUUUGACAAUGUCAUUCCUGGGACAAACAUCAAUGGCUUCAGAUUAAACUGCCACGACAGAGACUCACAAAAUUUUGAAAUGCACUUUGAGAUGGUUUCUGGAAAUGAGAACCAUCAUUUUGGAUUUGAUCCACGAGGUUCAAAUAUUCCAAAAUUAAUUGUGAAAAAUCCUUUUAACUUUGAAUCUGGAGCUGAACUGCAGCAGCAGUACCAUCUUGUGGUGCACAUAAUUGACGACAACCUGAAAUACGGCAAAGCCACCAAGCCUAGGACAGGCACAGCUAUUAUAGAUAUUUAUGUGACAAUGUCCAAUACACCACCUCCUCCAACCACCAAUUCUGAACAAAGAAAAGGUCUGACCAUCGUGUACACAGCUAUCAACACAUACAAAUCCAGUGACUGGUACAUUCCUUUCAUCUUCACUCUGAUGGCUGUUGUUUUUUUUGCUGGGUUGGUUGCCUGGAUGUGCUUCCUGCUUUGGAGAUUUGGGAACAUUAAGGAAUGUGGUCAGAAAAUGGCCAAGGAAGUCUCCAAGCCCAAACCCAAAAGAAUGAAGUAUAUUACAGGAGAUAAAAAUCAAAAGGAAAACCUUGUCACAGGAAACAGAAAUAAAAAGUUAGGAGUGUUAACAGAAACCAUUGUGUAUGAGACUGUGUUUGAUGGAGAAGCCAUUGAUCCAGGUAUGGUGCUUAAAUAUCUUUUGCGUUAA
Molecule: messenger RNA, 2460 nt
Organism: Choloepus didactylus (southern two-toed sloth)
Lineage: Eukaryota; Metazoa; Chordata; Mammalia; Pilosa; Megalonychidae
Product: cadherin-related family member 3-like
Biological process (GO): homophilic cell-cell adhesion
Cellular component (GO): membrane
Molecular function (GO): calcium ion binding
Source: RefSeq, a predicted model, not a curated record